AAAGGUGAGAGAGGAAGGAUGUGUACCAUCAGUUGACCUGCAGGAUGACACCCAAGCUGUUCACACUGCUGGUACUGGCCGGCGUGGUCAGCUUCGUCGCUGGCCAGGACUGCUUCCCCCCUUACGUGAAGUUGGGUGGACAGUGUGUGUUUGUGGAGUAUGACACUCAGAAGUCGUGGCAGGAGGCUCGGGAGUUUUGCGCCUCCCUGGCUGGUGACGGUACGGCCGGCGACCUGGCCACAUUCCCGACCUGCGACGAAUAUACAACCUUCGUCAGAUACCUCGCCUUGAAUGUACCGGUCAACACGACGGUGUGGGUGGGAGCUCACUCACUCUUCACACCAAACAUGUGGCAGUGGUUGACGGAGGAGAGCCUACAAACGGGGGUACCCUUCUGGGCCUACCCUGAGGAAUAUAACGGCACCGAGAACUGCGCCGCCGCCUCUGGCAGUUACUACUACAGGCUGGUGGACGCCCACUGUGACCUCACUAAGGGCUUUGUCUGCGCCACACUACCGAAAGAACGCAAGAAGAAAACCGAAUACACAGCAAAAGACUAUUGGAGCUGCCCGCACCACAGUGUCUUGAUCGGCAACAACUGCUACGUGUUUGAGGAUCACGUAGAAUCUUGGGAACGAGCUGAACAGAAGUGUCGUGAAGAACACGAUCACUACGCUGGUCUCCUCUACUACCCCAGCAGCUGUGAGGAGUUUACCCACAUGGCGCAUCACCUCGAGGCUGACGAGAGACGGAAGCAGUACUGGGUGGGAGGGAUUGAUGUGUCAGGGAAGGAGGAGUGGACGUGGGUGGAGGGUGGGAUAAUACCCAGCGGCCCCCCUUAUUGGGCGUCCGGGGAGCCCAGUCACCAGCAUGACAACCGGCCCAGGAAACACUGCACUAUUAUGGACCCGAGUAUGCGAUACUACCUGCGUGACGAACACUGCAAUGACUAUCAUCCCUACAUCUGCAAGUUGACCAAGGUGUAGUAGACGACAGUGGCCCUCCUGGAUUACCUGUAAUGGUGCCUCUACAAGCUUUAAUGGCGCAUCUACAAGCUUAAAUGGUGCCUCCACACGCUAUAAUGGUGCCUCUACAAACUUUAAUGGUGCCUCUACCCCAGCCUCCUCUACCAUCCUAGAGUCAACCGCCUUUGCCAAAUAAUGUCUUAUAUAUAUUUGAGCAACACCUUGUGAUACUCCCGCCCCCAUCACUUAUGAAUGGGAGGCUGAGAAUGACUGCACAAACAAUUAGGACGGAAUAUUCUAACAAACUUAAAUAACAGUAUUCUGAAUCUAAGUGUGUUCAGUCAUGGCGGCUCCUG
This is a messenger RNA of Homarus americanus (American lobster), 1321 nucleotides long. RefSeq names its product macrophage mannose receptor 1-like. Lineage: Eukaryota; Metazoa; Arthropoda; Malacostraca; Decapoda; Nephropidae. Bases 45 to 986 code for a protein of 313 amino acids. The transcript is spliced from 6 exons. The record is from RefSeq and is a predicted model, not a curated record.